Racocetra persica is the source of this 524-nucleotide messenger RNA. NCBI's taxonomy places the organism in Eukaryota, Fungi, Glomeromycota, Glomeromycetes, Diversisporales, Gigasporaceae. The record is from the annotation of a GenBank genome assembly.
AUGCCAGCUACCUCAUCAACUGCCGUGCGUUCUUCAAAACCUUCCAUACAUCUCCCGAAUAAGGACGUACUAGGAAAACAGGAGACAUAUCAAGGAAUACAAAGUUCAUCCGAGGCUAAAAAGAAGAAUCCUUCUCCGAGACCUAACACCCCUUCCCCUUCUGCUAAAAUAGAGGGAAAUAAAGCUGUCUCUAAAAAAACAAUAAGAUCAAGUUCUCCCGUACCUACACUCAAGAGAUCAGCUACUCCUCAUGGUAGGACUGUCACCUCAAGGGAAAAACAACCAAGUACUCUAAAAUCGGUAAAACAAUCCGGUUCUAAAUCUUCUACAAUAACACGAUCUGCCUCUCCUCCUGCUCCAACCACUCAUCAUGCCUCCGCUCAUGCUACUUCCCAUCAAGCCACUGCUCAUCGUCGUUCUCAUGAACGUGUUCCUUCCCCUGAUAAAUCUUUAUUAGAAGAAAACCGAAGAUUACAACGUCUCCUGGAUGAGCGUAAUAAAAUGUUAAAUGAACGUGAUGAAAU